Malus domestica (apple) is the source of this 523-nucleotide messenger RNA. NCBI's taxonomy places the organism in Eukaryota, Viridiplantae, Streptophyta, Magnoliopsida, Rosales, Rosaceae. The record is from RefSeq and is a predicted model, not a curated record.
AUCGAAUGAUUCACCAUAAAUAUGCAUCGAUCUCUUCCUCAUGCCAAAUACAUCACAAGCAAUAUUUACAAGGACACAGAAAUAUAUUCAUAGAGUGAAGAAAUCUGCAUUUAUUCAAAAUAAAACGCGAAUAUGUCGUCUGAGUGUGAAGGUAAGGCUUCAUGGCCUGAAUUAUUGGGGACUCAGGGGACAGUUGCAGAGGCAACAAUUGAGAGGGAGAAUCCUUUGGUCGACGCCGUGAUUGUGCUACAAGGAACAAUUGUCACCGAUGACUUCCGGUGUGAUAGGGUUCGUGUUUGGGUCGACACAGACGGAAUUGUUGUCGACGUCCCUGCAAUUGGUUAAUUCAGAAUUCAAGGGCACUUCAGGGGCGACUAGUUCUCUUUUAAAGAAGUGUUUGAAGAAAAUUAUAUGAAAUAAUGGAAUAAGGAGAUCUAUAAAUUCUCCAUGGAUUUAUGCUUUCUUCUCUUCUACGUAUUCUACAUGAAGCUAAAUAAAAUGGUUGCAAAUUAUUUUCUCCUCA